This is a messenger RNA of Emiliania huxleyi CCMP1516, 801 nucleotides long. RefSeq lists its product as hypothetical. The record is from RefSeq and is a predicted model, not a curated record. The transcript has a single exon. Lineage: Eukaryota; Haptophyta; Isochrysidales; Noelaerhabdaceae. Bases 1 to 801 code for a protein of 266 amino acids.
AUGACGCGCCAGAGCGGCGGGACAGAGCGAUGCCGGGUGCAUCGCAAUAGCCCGUACGCAGUCGCGGCACCGCUGCGCCGCGGCGAGCGGUACUGCGGCCACCAUCACCCCGACAAGUUCACCGGGGUGCAGUGCGCAGGGCAGCGCAAGCACGGCAAGGGCCGAUGCCGAGUGUGGAGCGGUUGCUGCUAUGCCGAUGCCGCCCCGCUCCGUCGCGGCAGCCCCUACUGCCACCACCACCGCGUGCGCUGCGUGGGGCUGACGCAGUCCGGCGCGCGCUGCACCGUGACGAGCUCCUCCGAGAACGUGCACGCGCAGCCGCUGCGCGACGGCGAGCUGCACUGCGCACACCAUCAGCCCGCGGCGCCAUCGUCGCUUGCUCCAUCGGCGCCCUGUCCACGCGCCGCGGUCAGCGAUCGGGCCAUCGUGCUCGGUAGCAGCGAAGAUUUCGAGGGCCCGGACGGGCCGCUGCCGCCAUCCAUCGCGAUCGUUGAAAGCGAGGCCAGGCUAGAGCAGGGCAACUGCCUUACGCAGCUACUCCGACGCUUCCCUGCACUUCACUACACCUCGAUCAAGUACAGUGACCCCACACUCCCCCACUUGUGGGUGCUCCCGCUCGAGGGGCAAACGGCACAAACGGGCCGGCUCGCGGACUUCAUGGUGAGCUUAGGGCUCACUGUGAGAGAGCAAGACCUUGACUACGAGAGCUCCGAUGACGAUGCAGCCAGCGAUGUCGACAGCGCGCGUUGCGAUGAGCCGCUGGACCCUGACGUAGAGGCGGAGUUGCCCGAUUAUUUUUAA